Clarias gariepinus (North African catfish) is the source of this 2254-nucleotide messenger RNA. Its product is annotated as protein phosphatase PTC7 homolog. Bases 312 to 1205 code for a protein of 297 amino acids. The transcript is spliced from 6 exons. The record is from RefSeq and is a predicted model, not a curated record. NCBI's taxonomy places the organism in Eukaryota, Metazoa, Chordata, Actinopteri, Siluriformes, Clariidae.
UUUUGGAGCUACACUUCCGCCAUGCUUGGCGUGACGUCAGAGUCACAUGACACUAAGGCCCGUGUGCAGUGUUCUUUUUUCUCCUCCUUUUCGCCGAACCCGGCUGUUCGUGUGCGCGAGCUUGUGAGAGUAAGAGAGAGUGCGGAGAGGAAGAUGUCGGGCUGGGAGAUGGGGCAGCAGAGUGGAAGAAGUUUCUCCGUGAAAUCUGCCAAAACAUAAAGCUUUUCUUCAUUCAAUCUGACGGGAUUUUUUGUUUUUUAAAAAAGGGACCCAGGAGCAUUGUGAGCGGGUUGUGCGCGCGUGGAGCUGGGAUGUUAUCGGUACUCUCGUAUGGACGGAUCGUGGCCAGGGCCGUCCUGGGCGGACUCUCUCAAACCGACGGCCGGGAUUACAAGCUGGUCACGGCGAGCUGCGGCUUUGGCAAGGAUUUCCGAAAGGGCAUCCUGAAGAAGGGCAUGUGCUACGGGGACGAUGCGUGCUUCAUAGCGCGCCACAGGUCCGCCGAUGUCCUGGGUGUGGCGGACGGAGUGGGUGGUUGGCGCGACUACGGCGUCGACCCAUCUCAGUUUUCCGAAACUCUGAUGAGGGCGUGCGAGCGGUUGGUGAAGGAAGGACGCUUCACUCCUAGCUGUCCUGUAGGGAUCCUCACCUCGUCCUACUACGAGCUUCUACAGAAUAAAGUACCUCUGCUGGGUAGCAGUACGGCGUGUAUAGUGGUGCUGGACCGGAGGAGUCAUCAAAUCCACACGUGUAAUCUGGGUGAUUCGGGGUUCCUGGUGGUCCGGGGAGGCGAGGUGAUCCAUCGCUCCGACGAGCAGCAGCACUACUUCAACACCCCCUUUCAGCUGUCAAUCGCCCCACCGGGGGCUGAGGGGUCUGUCCUGAGUGACAGUCCUGAAAUGGCGGACAAGUCUUCGUUUGACGUCCAGCUCGGUGACAUCAUCCUCACUGCCACGGAUGGUCUUUUCGACAACAUGCCGGAUUACAUGAUCCUGCAGGAGCUGAAGAAGCUCAAGAACACAAAUUACGACAGCAUUCAGCAGACGGCGCGCAGCAUAGCUGAGCAGGCCCACGAGCUUGCCUACGACCCGAACUACAUGUCGCCGUUCGCUCAGUUCGCCUGCGAUAACGGACUCAACGUCAGAGGAGGAAAACCCGAUGACAUCACGGUGCUGCUCUCCAUCGUGGCGGAAUACACAGACUGAGCUCGAUCGGCAGAGCUGGUCGUCUUUAUUUUCUCUUUCUCUCUCUCUCGUCCUCGUGUCUUCCUUUUCAUCCGCCACUCGUCUGGAACCGUCUCUCGCCCCAUCCUACUUUAUCCGUCCUUGUCCUGAGUAGCUCAUGAGAAGAAGAGGAGAGCAUGGACUCGCUUUUGUGGGUGGGCAACGCUUCUAUAGGAGGCUAUUUGUGCUCGUGCACCAAAGGAUCAUGGGAGGAUGAGUCAUCAGCUCGUCUCACGCCUCCGCCGUAUGCGAUUAAGUUGUAGGUUCUUCAAGGUGCUUCUAAACGAGAGCGACCUCUCAGCACGGACACUAUAGGGGAUGUUUUUAUUUAUAGCCCCUUUUCUAGCUGAGAGAAUGUAAAUCAUGUGUGUGAAAGAGUGUGGGUUAAGGUUGUCUGUUUAAGAUUAUGCUCGUGUGUGUGUGUGUGUGUGUAGUGUAAUUUGUUAACAUGUAUGUCUUAUGUCACUCGGUUCAGCAAGCGCAGCUCAGGAUGUUGCUGAUGUGGUUCCGCCCCCCUUUAAAAAAAAAAAAAAAAAAGCGGGCCAGGCCUGCAUCUCCAUGGCGAUAUUGAAAUGUGGGCGUGGCCAGCAGAGCACAGCAAAGAAGAAGUAUGACAAAGAUGCAAAACUGGUUUUUGGUCAUUUGUUUGCUUUUUUUUUUUUUUUUUUUUUUACAGAAAGACUGGAAGUUGAUACUGUAAAGUGUGUGUCCGAGUGAGUUUAGAAUUAGAGACGCCCAAGAGUGUAGAGCGGCGUUAACGACUUAACAAACUGCAUUAUGGGUAAAUGGGUUCAGCAGCACUUCAUGACUGUAGACGGAUUAUUUAAAAAAUGAAAAUAAAUUUUGUGUAAUAAUCCAUUAAAAAGCCAUACUAGUCUGAACCAGAUUUACCCAAUCAAUAUAAAAUGUAUGCGAUUGUCCAGAUGAUUGUUUGUCCACCUCCCGGUCUUGUGUGGCUCGAGUACAGUGUGACGACAGUACAGAACACAACACUCAUCGUUUUUAAAAUUUUAUGAUAGACUUUUUAUUUA